AUGAAGCUAUCUUGUGUCGCCGCGUUAGGCCUCGUGGCCGUUCCGGAAGCGCUGGCAUGGGGAGGUUUCGGGCACAUCACUAUCGCCUACCUUGCCAGUAACUUUGUCCAGCCGCAGACGGCAACCUACUUCCAAACCCUCCUCCGAAACGACACCGCCGACUACCUCGCCAACGUGGCUACGUGGGCCGACUCCAUCCGAUACACGAAAUGGGGCCAUUAUACGGGCGUGUUCCACUUCAUCGACGCCAAGGACCAGCCGCCCUACAACUGCUCUGUCGAACUCGACCGCGACUGCAAGGAUGAGGGGUGCGUGGUGACUGCGAUCCAGAACUAUACCACUCAAAUCCUCGACCCUUCUAUCCCAGUGUGGCUCCGCGCGCAGGCCGCCAAGUUCGUGGUGCACUUUGUUGGAGACAUCCACCAGCCCCUGCACGACGAAGAUGUGUCCCGGGGCGGGAACGGCAUUCAUGUGCUCUGGGAGGGGCGUGAGCUCAAUCUCCACCAUGUCUGGGACAGCUCGAUCGCGGAGAAAUGGGUUGGCGGCAUCAGGAGGAAGCCAUAUCAUGAGGCCCAGGAGUGGGCGGAUGAGCUCACUGGCAAGAUCAAGGACGGGGACUUCAAGAGCCAGAGUAAGACGUGGCUGGAUGGUGUGGAUUUUGCUGAUCCUAUCAACACCGCUCUGGGCUGGGCGAGGGAAGGCAAUGCUUAUGUCUGUUCUCAUGUGCUUCCUGAGGGACCAGCAGCCAUCGUGGGGCAGGAACUAGGUGGGGAGUACUAUGAGAAGGCUGCGCCGGUGAUCGAGUUACAGGUCGCCCGUUCGGGAUUCCGGCUGGCGGCCUGGCUCGAUUUGAUCGUGGCGGCCCUCAAAGUCGAGACCGAGUUAUGA
Molecule: messenger RNA, 888 nt
Organism: Diaporthe amygdali
Lineage: Eukaryota; Fungi; Ascomycota; Sordariomycetes; Diaporthales; Diaporthaceae
Product: nuclease s1
Exons: 3
Coding region: 1-888 (295 amino acids)
Biological process (GO): DNA catabolic process
Molecular function (GO): nucleic acid binding; endonuclease activity
Source: RefSeq, a predicted model, not a curated record